AUGGGGCUUCGGCAUGAGAGCUGUGGUCAGGCCUGGAGGAGAAGCUCCUCCUCCCCUCGACAUCCUCCCUGCAGCCCUUGCUCUUCACCAGAGCCUCCUGACUCCCCAGGACCCCAGAGAGGACUGACCCUCUCCAGCCGACCUCUGGGCUCAGGACAGCUGGGUGGGGCAGCCACAGGAGCUGCCUGUAGGGAGCAGAGUCAGGAUGGGGACCGAGCCGGACACCCAUUCUGGAAGUGUCUGCACUUCCAGACUGCUGUCCAGACCCCCAAGCUAGCCCGCCAGGCCUCCAUAGAGCUGCCCAGCAUGGCUGCAUCCAGUACCAAAAGUUGGUGGGAGACGGGUGAGGUACAGGCUCAGUCUGCAGCCAAGACUCCGUCCUGCAAGGAUAUUGUGGCUGGAGACAUGAGCAAGAAAAGCCUCUGGGAGCAGAAGGGAGGCUCCAAGACCUCAUCAACAAUUAAGCAUUCCGGUCCCUGGAGGAAACAUCAGACAAACACAGAUGGAGGGACCUUCAAGGACUGACCUGAACUGUUCUUCGGUGUCAAACCCAUGAUAGACAAAAAGAGGCAGAGGAACUGUUCCAGAUUAAGGGAGACUAAAAAGGUAUGACAGCUGGAUCAGGGGAAACGUGCCUUAAAGGGCAUUAUUGGGACUGUUGGCGAAAUUUUAAGUGAACUGUAUAUUAGACAAUUAUCAAGGACUACACGAUUGUAUGGCAUCAACCUCAAAUUCCCCGAACUUGAGCACUAGAGUCUUCUUAUUCUGAUGGAAUAUGUUCUGAAAUGUUUAAGGGAGAGGAGAAGGAUGCCUGCAACUGAAUUUCAAAUGGUUCAGGGAAAGAUAAUAGAGUAGAAUAGACUAUAUAGAUGGAGAAAGUAAAUGCGGCAAAUAACAAUUGGUGAAGGUGGGCGAAGGGCAUGAAAGUUCUUUGCCUUACAAUUAAUUCUUCUAUAAGUCUGAAAUUAUUUGAAAAUAAGAGAAAUGCUUUCAGCUGUGAAUAACAGAAAGCCUGACUACUUGUGGCUUUUGCAAUAAAGACAUUUAGUUAUGUAACAUAACAGGAUUUAAGAGGAAGAAGGCAAGGACUUGAAAGGCUCAGUGAUGUAGCUGAGGCCCCAGAUUCCUUUUAUCAUUUUGUCCAAAGGCUCCACCUUCCUGAAUAUUACUGCUUUAUACCCU
Molecule: messenger RNA, 1182 nt
Organism: Pan troglodytes (chimpanzee)
Lineage: Eukaryota; Metazoa; Chordata; Mammalia; Primates; Hominidae
Exons: 5
Coding region: 1-525 (174 amino acids)
Biological process (GO): signal transduction
Molecular function (GO): actin binding
Source: RefSeq, a predicted model, not a curated record